CUGCCACGUUGAGUACCCUCGGGACCCCCUGUCUACGUAAGUCUCGGUGAAACUCGACUGUAUCCUCUUAUUGCCUGAUCUCCGGGUUUGUAAUGAUGGAGAUAUAGAAUGCCACAUGUCCGGAGCAGUUUAUUUUUGAGCUAAUGGUUGCUGGUGGUAGGUAUAACAUUGCUCAACAUUGAGCAAGGGACAUCAAAGCAAGCAUACUAUCACGAGUCCUCAGUCUCCUCAAAUGAAGGUGGCCAAUUCAUCAAACUUGCAAGGCUGAAUCUAUACCUGUGAUGAUUGAUGGAUGUUGUGAAACGCAUCUCUCGUACCAUCGUGCUCAACUAUACCUAUGCGGUUCAUACGUCAUCAUUUGCCCCUCCUGGCACGCGUACCAGCGGCAUAAGGGAGUGAACAAUCAGGCUUCAAGUGCUCGUCCAUGACCCUUAAACCUCGUCUCCGCCUUCACAAUCUACUCCCAACUCACAAGCAACCUGUCCAGAAUUCUGCAAGAGCAAUCUACGAGACAACAAGAUCACUACACGCUUCACGACAACACAACAUGCCUCUCGUCGUCCCCGGCCUCAACUCCAAGGACUCGUCCUCGAGCUCCGACUGGCAGACUAAGCUGAUGGGCAAGAAGAUUGGUGAAACCAGUAAUGAGACUACUUUUGCAAAGAAAGACCUCCCGGAGACGCACCGAGUAGUCAAGGAGGGUGACAUGAUGACCAUGGAUCACAACCCUGACAGACUCAACAUUCAUGUUGGUGAAGACAACACGGUCAGAAAGGUCACACACGGUUAA
Messenger RNA from Pseudovirgaria hyperparasitica, 790 nucleotides. RefSeq lists its product as uncharacterized. The transcript has 2 exons. Lineage: Eukaryota; Fungi; Ascomycota; Dothideomycetes; Acrospermales; Acrospermaceae. The record is from RefSeq and is a predicted model, not a curated record. The coding region runs from base 425 to 790 and encodes 121 amino acids.